AACAAUCGAAUCAAAGGACAACCGGCCCGGUUCGUUCAUAGUGUAGAGCCGACUCCUUCUGCUACCACCAUGGAUGAUUUAGAUGCAUUGCUGGCGGACUUGGAGUCGACGACCUCCCACAUCUCCAAGCGGCCAGUGUUUCUGCCGGACGAGACACCCUACUCUUUCCCCACGGGAGGACAGGCCCCUCCCCCUGUACCACCACCUCCCUCUGCUGAGGCCCUGAAUGGAACCUUGCUUGACCCCCUAGAUUCCACCCCCUUGUGCAAACAGUCCUACAGCCCUGCACAGAAAAGCUUGUGGUCCAGGGACAGCAGUAGCCCCCCCUUACCCCAAAGCGAAGAGGACCACGUCUACAGCUUCCCCAACAAGCAGAAGAGUACGGAGGCUGCCAUGAGCUCCUCCCUGGGCUGCAACCUGUCGGAGCUGGACCGGCUGCUUCUGGAGCUCAACGCUGUGCAGCACAACACACCAUCUUUCCCCACUGAGGAAGAGUCCGCUCCGCCCCUCCCUUCCAGCAGCACCACCCAUUAUGUGCAGGCGAACGGGGUUUCUGGGGCAGGCAAGUUGCCUCGCCCCACCAUGGAGAAGCCAAAACGCAGCGUGGCCACUAGGCCACCAGUCAUCGAAUACGUGCGCCCCAGCGCCAAGAGCCUCCUUGACGAGCAAGAAAGUUCUGUGCCCUCUCCCAUCCCCACCCCAUUGGUUGUAGAGAAGUUGGGGGAGGAGGAGACACCUUCCCAGCUGCAGGCCAGAAUCUCAGCCUCCUCCGCCACGCGGGAGCUUGACGAGCUCAUGGCCUCGCUGUCCGACUUCAAAGUCCAGAGCAACAUCAUGGCCCAGGGGAAGAGCUCACCCACGGCUCCCCCCAAACAGGCUAACAAGCUGGACAACAUGUUGGGCAGCCUCCAGUCAGACCUCCAUAAACUGGGCGUCCAGACUGUGGCCAAGGGAGUGUGUGGGGCCUGCAACAAGCCCAUUGUUGGACAGGUGGUGACUGCCAUGGGGCGCACAUGGCACCCAGAGCACUUCGUGUGUACCCACUGUCAGGAGGAGAUCGGCUCCAAGAACUUCUUUGAGCGGGACGGAGCACCGUACUGUGAGAAGGACUACCACAACCUGUUCUCCCCACGCUGCCACUACUGUAACGGACCUAUCCUGGACAAAGUGGUGACGGCACUGGACAGGAACUGGCAUCCGGAACACUUCUUCUGUGCUCAGUGUGGAGCUUUCUUUGGCCCAGAGGGCUUCCAUGAGAAGGAUGGAAAGGCAUAUUGUCGGAAGGACUACUUUGACAUGUUUGCGCCCAAGUGUGGAGGCUGUACCCGCGCCAUCCUGGAGAACUACAUAUCAGCCCUCAACUCCCUCUGGCACCCCGAGUGUUUUGUCUGCAGGGAGUGCUUCACCCCCUUUGUGAACGGGAGCUUCUUUGAGCACGAGGGCCAGCCCUACUGCGAGGGCCACUACCAUGAGCGCCGUGGGUCCCUCUGCUCGGGCUGCCAGAAGCCCAUCACAGGCCGCUGCAUCACAGCAAUGGCCAAGAAGUUCCACCCUGAGCACUUUGUCUGUGCCUUCUGCCUCAAGCAGCUCAACAAGGGCACCUUCAAAGAGCAGAAUGACAAGCCCUACUGCCAGGGCUGCUUCAUCAAGCUCUUCAGUUAGGAAGCUAGCCCCCCCCCCCCC
This is a messenger RNA of Salvelinus fontinalis (brook trout), 1683 nucleotides long. Its product is annotated as paxillin-like. The transcript has 11 exons. Gene Ontology annotation, biological process: substrate adhesion-dependent cell spreading; endothelial cell migration; transforming growth factor beta receptor signaling pathway. The coding region runs from base 70 to 1662 and encodes 530 amino acids. Lineage: Eukaryota; Metazoa; Chordata; Actinopteri; Salmoniformes; Salmonidae. The record is from RefSeq and is a predicted model, not a curated record.